AAGUUUCAGAAGAAAGAAGUUGCUAAAGUGCAGAGACAUCGAGGAUAUUUAAGAGAGAAACAAAACGUCCAAUCCUCCCUCCCCAAUCCUUUUUUCAGACAGUCCCGGAAAGAGCAAAGGCCAAGUUUGAAAAAGAAAGAAAAAUAAAGAUGAAUACGGGCCUACAACAAAUAUUUGUAUGAUGCCAGGUGGCUUAUAGCCAAAAAAUAGUCAUCCAUUAACAGAUGGAGCAUAUUUUGGAGCCAUUUUAACUUCCUCAUUCGUUUCGCCACGGUGCCAGCACCGUAUGUAGCAAUAGACUAUUCGAUCAGUGUCUCGUUUGCCUAAUGCAUCACGCACAUCUCUAGCACAGCAUUGUAAAAGAAAAGUUCUGAGCGACGAUACACAAUAAAACUGAAGUAAGCUACAACUGUAUCACGUGCUUUCCACUGAGAAACUAGGAAUGGGCAUACUUAUCUUCUUCAUAUUCGCAGGGUGUGCGACCGUGUCCAGUGCUGUCACAUGCUAUACCUGCCAAGAAGGCUAUGUCCCCUUUGACCCAGAAGAAGGUCUUUUCGACUUGACCAACUGCUCUGCACCAAGCCGAAACAACGAUUUCGUCGACACAGACACGAACUGUACUGGUACUUGUCUUACCACGAUUUCGCUGAGAAGUUCAAGUUCAUACUACGAGGUCUCUCGGUCUUGUCUUGAGGGUUCUCCUUCAUUUCUGACAUCACAAUGCGAUAUAGGGUGCACGACUCCAUCCGAUUGCAGACAGUGUUGCGACUCCGACUUUUGCAACGAUGCAUCUGUGGAUGACAUCAUGAAGGAGAAUCGAAUGGGCCAAACUUGCUACGAGUGUCGGCACAGCGAGAUACCUUACACUGGUAAUUACAACCCGAGUUGUGGACUGGCUUUCGACCCAGAGGGCACGGCCUUGAGGUAUUCCUUCUGCGAGGGUCUAUGUUAUAGUGCAGUCACGUUCAUCGAGGGGGUAGAAGACGUUCAGCGUGGAUGCCAGAGAUUAGGAAUCAGUUGCGAUGAUGCCAACCACCCAUAUAAGGACGACAAAAGCGUUAGUAUCGGCAGUCUGGACUACGAUAUGAAGUGUUGUUUGGGUUCCCUUUGCAAUGGGGGUCGGUCUGUUGGUUCUACCAUGAGCAUGAUCGUACUCGCUUCUUUCUUGGCUCAGUUCUUGGCUCUAGCACUGUAAUAAAUAGAGGGAAAUUCAAUUCAACUGCCAUACUAGAUGUUUGCCAGAAACCCAGUGAAAUUUGGAUUUCAAUGGGCUGUCGGUGAACCUUUAAAGGUACUAUGUCCCAUUUGCAGGCCCAAAAAAUGAAAAGGUUAAAUUCCAACUGCAUUUGAAAGAUAAUACUA
Messenger RNA from Strongylocentrotus purpuratus (purple sea urchin), 1362 nucleotides. RefSeq lists its product as uncharacterized. Bases 443 to 1195 code for a protein of 250 amino acids. The record is from RefSeq and is a predicted model, not a curated record. The transcript is spliced from 5 exons. NCBI's taxonomy places the organism in Eukaryota, Metazoa, Echinodermata, Echinoidea, Camarodonta, Strongylocentrotidae.